Messenger RNA from Macaca mulatta (Rhesus monkey), 2047 nucleotides. RefSeq names its product RBPJ interacting and tubulin associated 1 (gene RITA1). Gene Ontology annotation, cellular component: nucleus; cytoplasm. Lineage: Eukaryota; Metazoa; Chordata; Mammalia; Primates; Cercopithecidae. The record is from RefSeq and is a predicted model, not a curated record. Gene Ontology annotation, biological process: nuclear export; negative regulation of Notch signaling pathway; Notch signaling pathway. Gene Ontology annotation, molecular function: tubulin binding.
GGCGCGAUGGCCAUGUGACCUCGGCUGCGCUUUCGCCAGUGUCUGCGGCCCUGGGCGGCCUAGUACACCAGCCCCUGAGUGAGUGGCACCAGAGGCCCCUCGCCGUGUUUAGGUACUUCCUGGGCGUCAGGGGCGUGGCGCCCGCCCCUGGGCGGACUCCCCCCAUCCCUUGGCGCGAAUGGUCCGGGCCGCGUGCGCAGUGCAGCUGGCUGCUCCCUGUUUGCUGGGUGCUAGGUGCUGGGUUCUGGUUUUCUGGAUGCGCGCGCCGCUCACACGUCGCCUGUGCCAGCUCCUCGGGUGAGUUGGUCCGCGCGCGGUGCCCCGGCACGGCCUGGGCUGCCGGCGGUCCGGGGCCCCGGGCAUUCCGGGCUGCAGAUUGACGCGGAUCCCGGAUGCACCGCGCUCCCCCGCGCCCUCGCCGGGGGGUCCAGAUCUGGAGGGAAGAAGACGCGGGGAGGGGUCCUUGAGGACCCCGAUGACUACGAACCAAGAUGCUCAGCUUUAUAGGUGUGACCUACACAUGUGACUUCACCUCAGUUUUGUGAUCCGUAAAAUGGACAAAUUCGAAGCUACUUCACAGUGCUGUUGAGAGGAUUAAAUGAAACAAUGCUUGUAAAGCUCUUUGCAGGAGGGAGCCUCGGAAACAGGGCCUGGCCGGCAGAGCACACCUGCUGUCACCAGGGACCACAGGCAGCAUGAAGAACCCUGUGGGGCUCGCCGUCAGUGGGAUGCAGACCCUCCGCCUUCAGCACCGCUGCCGGGGUGGCUACCGGGUCAAGGCCAGAACGUCGUAUGUGGAUGAGACUCUGUUUGGCAGCCCAGCAAGCACCCGGCCUACCCCACCAGACUUUGACCCGCCCUGGGUGGAGAAGGCUAACAGAACCAGAGACGUGGGCAAGGAGGCAUCGAAGGCCUUAGGGGCAAAGGGGAGCUGUGAGACCACCCCCUCAAGGGGCAGCACCCCGACCCUCACUCCAAGGAAGAGGAACAAAUACAGACUGAUCAGCCACACCCCGUCUUACUGUGAUGAGUCGCUGUUUGGCUCCCGAUCUGAGGGCGCCAGCUUCGGGGCCCCGCGGAUGGCGAAGGGGGAUGCCGCAAAGCUCCGUGCUCUCUUCUGGACACCACCAGCUACCCCCAGGGGUAGCCACUCGCCCCGCCCCAGGGAGGCCCCACUGCGAGCCAUUCACCCAGCUGGUCCCUCCAAGACAGAGCCGGGGGCGGCGGCAGACUCCCAGAAGUUAUCCAUGGAUGGGUUACACUCUUCAUGCCCCCUGAGGCGGGGACUUUCCCAUUCCCUCACCCACCUGAAUGUCCCCAGCACUGGUCAUCCAGUCACCAGUGCCUCCCACACAAAUGGGCCUCAGGAUCUCAGGCCUUCCACAUCAGGGGUGACCUUCCGGAGCCCCCUGGUGACUUCCAGGGCUCGCUCAGUUAGCAUUUCAGUGCCAGCUACCCCACGACGAGUUGGGGCCACCCAGAAAGCAAAGCCCCCUUGGAAAUGAUACUCUUUCAUCAGGGUUGCCUAUGGGGCCACAGCGAGAGGUGUAGCCCCUUGCCAGGGUAGGAGGACAUUCAUCACCCAGGGAACCCCAGGUGUGAAGCCCCUGUGGGGGCAGACAGACAUAGCAGGGGUGGGCAGUGCCUCCCUUUAUCCUGACAAUCUCUAGUCGAUUCCUGCCUUUUUCUCCCGAUUGCGGAUGUGGGGGCCACCUCUAAGAUGCCGUCUCCAGCCCUGUCUCAACCACACUCCAAAUUAGUGCCAACCUAGGGGCCUGGCACCUCCCACAUCAUCCAUUUUCUUGCUGCCAAGUGCAAAUAAAUGGUGUAAUUGCCAACCUGGAGGGUCCCCUCUCCUUCAAGCCAAGCUUCCUGCUCAGGAUUAGUUUCCAACUGAGUCUGCAAGCCCUAGAGGAGUUUUCCCAGACUCUGUGUGAAGCCUGGAGAACACAAGGGCAACUGCGAGAUUUUUGAGUGAACAUUGUUUCAUCUUAAUAUGCUUCUGUAUUUAUUUUCAUGUACUAAAUAUAUCAGCUUAUCAAAGCCA